AGAUUAGACAAUGUAUGAUUACAGUAGGCUAAGAUUAGAUGUUGUGCCUCAGCACUACACCCUUCUACUGGAACCCGAGUUUAUCACACACACUUUUAAAGGAAGAGUAGAUAUAGACCUGAAUAUAAAUGGAGGCUGUGAUAAGAUAGUUCUCAAUGCUAACAAAUUCACAUACAUUAAAGUUCUUGCUCUGACGACUAAUACAAUAAAACGGAAGAGAGAUGUUUAUGCUGACCCUUCUGUAAAGAAGAGUCGACCUUGUCCUGGUAGAUUUAAAACAUCUGACCAACAACUGGAACCUCAAGAUGAUUUAAAACCUGUAGAUGAUCCCAAACCUGAAGAUAAGCCCAAACCUGAAGAUGAGCCCAAAUCUGAAGAUGAUCCGCAAUCUGCGGAUGAUCUCAAACCUGAAGAUGAUCCCAAACCUGAAAAUGAUGUCGAAUCAACACCGCAACUUCAUUUUAGCCAUGCAUCUUUAAACGCUAAAGAUCAAGAUGAAGAUGCCAAAGAUCAUACUGAUAAUAAAGAUGAAAAAGAUGAUGAGGAUGAUCAAGUUGAGGAAAAUGAUAAAGAUAAGAAAAGUGUCGAUGGAGCGUCCAGCAGUUCUCAAUAUCCAACAAAGAAUAAAAAUGUUUUUGUGGAAAAUAAAGGAAUGGUUUUAUUGAGAAGUGAAUGGAUGGAUCCUGAAUCUGAGGAGGAAGAGGAGGAAGAAAAGAAGUUUCCAGAGAUUACUCCGGAAACCUUCGAGUUUGAGAAUGAUGCUAUUAUUUCUUCCGGUGAUGAGGAUGAAGAUGAAAACGUGAUUGUUUCCAGUGAUGAAGAUGAUCUGGUAGUUAAUGUUAACGAUGAGGAUGACGAAGUUGAUAGAGAUGAUGAUGAUAGUGAUGAUGUUAUGCAAGUUGAUGGCGCUGAUACAGAUAGUGAUAACGACGACUCUGCCACAGAUAUAGAUGAGCCUGAAAAUCAAUCUGGAAAUCCUGGCUCAAAUUCUGAUAAAAGUACUGAAACAGUAGAAGAGAUGGUCCUAAGUAAAUUCGAGAACAAUAUUGACAUUAAUGAAGUUUUAAUAUUGGCUGAAAACGAAGUUAUCGUCAUAACCACCAGAUCAGUGCUAGUUGGUGGUAAGUACCGACUAAGUAUAGAGUUCUCUGGAGUAUUAGAUGAUUCUCUCAGAGGGUUUUACAGAACAAAGCAUAUUGUACAAGGAGAGAAGAAAUGGGGCGCAGCUUGUCACUUUGAAGCUACGGGGGCAAGGAAGUGUUUUCCCUGCUUUGAUCAGCCAGAGUUCCGGUCAACCUUUGAUAUCAAGGUCAAGAGACCAAACAAACAGAUGGAGGUUAUCUCCAACAUGUGUUGUAUAUCAGUGUGUGAUGAAGUUUUCACGUUUGCCCGGAGUCCGGCCAUGCCCACCUACCUGGUCUGUGUUAUUCUAGGAUAUUAUGACAGCAUCAGCAGGAUUACCGAGGAUGGGGUUCGAGUUAGUUGUUACGCUAAACAACAAGAAACCAAGCAGGUUGAGUUUGCUUUGGAUGUUUCUGUUAGGGCUCUCAAGUUUUACAAAGAAUUCUUUGGUGUAGCAUACCCUCUACCUAAGGAAUUAAAAUAUUCAAUAAUUUUAUUUCAAUGCUUCUUAAAGAAACAGUAUAUAGCUGAGAUAGUGUGCCAUGAGAUUGCACACAUGUGGUUCGGAAACCUUGUAUCAAUAGAGUGGUGGGAUCAACUCUGGUUGAAGGAAGGAUUUGCAACCUGGAUAAGUUUCCUGGCUGUUGAUCAUAUGUUUCCUGAGUUCGAUAUUUGGUCAGAUUUUCUGGUUAGCUACAGGAAUAAUGCUCUACACUUGGAUUCUUUAGAGAAUAGUCAUCCUAUUCAGGUUCCUGUUAUACAUCCAGCACAGAUUGAUGAAGUUUUUGAUGCUAUCUCCUACGACAAGGGUGCUUCUAUCAUUAACAUGCUUUAUCACUGGAUCGGAGAAAAGUCUUUCAGAGCAGGAAUGAACAGAUAUUUGGUGGAACACAAGGGUUCAAGUGUUCAGACUCAAGAUCUUUGGAAAUCUUUAAAUUUUGGAUUAGAAGAUGGUAUGACAGGUGUUGAUGAAGUAAUGGAUCUAUGGACUACAUGGCAAGGAUUUCCUAAAAUUAAGGUAACUCUGGUAGAAGAUAAAAUAGUUCUGGAGCAGAUGAAUCCUGGUUGCAGAAAAUGGAAGCUUCCACUCAGAGUGUCUCUAGACUCCGGGAUACAGACAAUACUGUUACAACAAGAUCCAAUAUCCCUUACACCAGGCUCCCUUGAACAUUACGAUGAACAGUCCCUUUCAGGAAAGCCGAUUAAAUUGAUAAUUUUCAUUGGAAAAAUAAUUAGUUUAGCGUAUAUUUUUAAUGAUAUUAAGUUUAACUUUCGCAUUGAAUUAAUUUUCAUUUUAGAUGUUCGGGACCGAGUUGGACUUCUCUCAGAUACAUUGAGUUUCUUUGUAAUCGGAGAAGAAACGGUGGAGACUGUUCUGAAACUGGUUGAACUGUAUAGUGGAGAAACUGAUUGGGCUGUAGUGGAUACAGUUGUAGAGACUUUCAGGAAACUAGAAGGACUAGUGGAACACACCAAGGCUUGGACUGGUUUUCUCAAGCUUGUAUACAGAGUUCUGGAGUCUAGUUUAGAGAGGCUAGGAUGGGAUAGUAAGGAAGGAGAAGGAAAUAUGGUUUCCUCAAGAUCUGCAAUCAUAAAUAUUCUAGGUCGGUUUGGUUCAGCAAAUGUUGGAGGAGAGGUGAGUCUUCUCUUUAGAAGAGAAGAGAGAGGGAACGGAGAUGUUUCUAAAGAUAUCAGGAAAAGUGUGUACUGUACUGUAGCUCGUACAGGAGGAAAAAGAGAGUUUGAUUAUUUCAUGAAAAAGUUCCGUCAAGCGGAGAGAUCAGAGGAGAAAACAUUGUACUUAUCAGUACUUUCAUCCUUUACAAAUACUAGUCUGAUCCAGGAGGUUCUAGAAUGGAGUUUAUCAGAAGAGGUGAAGCUUCAAGAUAGAGUUUUCCUCAUCAUUAGUGUAGCAGACGCAGGCCCUGAUAGCAGACUAGCAGCUUGGAGAUUCUUCAAGGAUAAGAUAAGUAUACUGAGGACCCAGUAUACUAGUGGAGGUAUGCUUACACGACUAGUGAGGGGUGUUAUGAAGAACUUUAACAGCAAAGAAGACCUUCAUGAAAUAAAAGCUUUUUUCAAGAUAAAUGAUUUGCCCGGAGCAAAAAGAACGAUUGAUCAAACCAUAGAAGAUGUUGAGAAUUUUAUCAAUCUCCGGGACAAAAACAAGGAGAGCAUCCUCAGGUAUUGGAGUGGUCUAGGGGAAGCUGAAUCAUAGUCAGACACAGGAAGAAUGAGACUUCCUAGAAUCAAGAACACAUCAGAUAUUAAACAAGGCUGUAAUCUUCUACGGGUACCUCAAGCCCCCUGCUUGAAGCACCCCAACGUCUUUCCCUUUCGUUUAUCAUACAAUUAUUUGAAUACUGACAUAAAUGUUAUUUUUUCCCUGUUGUUAAAAAAAGUCAAAAUUAUUUUCAGA
Messenger RNA from Eurytemora carolleeae, 3541 nucleotides. Its product is annotated as puromycin-sensitive aminopeptidase. The coding region runs from base 11 to 3340 and encodes 1109 amino acids. Gene Ontology annotation, biological process: peptide catabolic process; proteolysis. Gene Ontology annotation, cellular component: cytoplasm. Gene Ontology annotation, molecular function: metalloaminopeptidase activity; peptide binding; zinc ion binding. The record is from RefSeq and is a predicted model, not a curated record. The transcript has 26 exons. Lineage: Eukaryota; Metazoa; Arthropoda; Copepoda; Calanoida; Temoridae.